Molecule: messenger RNA, 1427 nt
Organism: Schistosoma bovis
Lineage: Eukaryota; Metazoa; Platyhelminthes; Trematoda; Strigeidida; Schistosomatidae
Source: the annotation of a GenBank genome assembly
AUUUACCGAGCUCAACUGGCGCGGCGAGUUUGCAGUUAGUUGAUACGAGAUGCCCCCGAAGAAAAAUGAACCUUCUAAAAAGAAUGUGGACAAACAGAAGCAGAAAAUCGUUGAAGACAAAACUUUUGGAAUGAAAAAUAAAAAAGGGGCUAAGCAACAAAAGUUCAUCCAACAAGUACAAAAACAAGUUACCCAAGGUAACAGGUCGGCUAAAGAGUUGGAGCGUGAAAAACAAUCGAAGGAAGACAAGAAAAAAGAGAAGGUCGAACUUAAUGAAUUGUUCAAACCUGUGUUAGAAUUACAAAAGUGUGCGAAAGGAGUUGACCCAAAGUCAGUUCUGUGCGUCUUCUUCAAACAGGGUUUGUGUACCAAAGGUGACAAGUGCAAAUUCUCCCAUGACCUGACUGUUGAACGGAAGGCUGAAAAGCGUGGGAUUUAUUCAGAUUCUGAUAAAACGGACGGUACUAUGGAUGACUGGGACAUAAAUAAAUUAGAAGAAGUGAUUAGCAAAAAGCACGAUGCUGAUAACAAAGGGUUGCCACCGAGUACUAUAGUAUGUAAGUACUUCAUUGAAGCAGUGGAAAAUUUCAAGUAUGGUUGGUUUUGGGAGUGCCCGAAUGGAAAGACAUGUCACUACAGACAUGCCUUGCCUCCUGGUUUUAUCUUACAACGAGAUAAGAAGAAAAUGGAAGAACAGAAGGAAAUAAUAUCCAUAGAGGAUUUAGUUGAACGUGAGAGGCAAGCCCUUGGACUUAAUCAAACCAGAGUUACGUUGCAUACAUUUAUGGAAUGGAAGAAACGAAAGAGGCUUGAGAAAAUCGAGAAGCGAUGUGCCGAUAAAGCGAUGCGAGAAGCUAGUUAUAAACAAGGCCGUUCCGCAGGAAUAAGUGGUCGGGAGAUUUUUGAGUUUGACCCAGCAUUGGUUAUGGAGGCGCUGGAUGAUGACGAGACAUCUGGAGUUGUUGACUCUAGAAUUCGUGAUGAUGGAGAAAAUGAAUAUGAUGGUCCUGUCAGGGAUAUUGACUUGAAUAUGUUUGCGAUCGAAGUACUUGAUUGUGAAGACAACGAUAAUAGAACUGAAUUAACAGGGGAUUGUGCUAUACCGGGAGUUAGCGAAAUUCACGAAAAUGGAUAUAAUAAUGAUGAUGUUGUAAUCGAUGAAGAACUGUUUGAUGAAACAGAUCUGGCUGACAUUGAAGCCGAGAUAAACGAAUUGGAAUUGGAAGCCUAAUUUUAUCUGGCUCUAUAUGUGGUUAGUUUCGUGACAGUGAUGCUGUUGUUCGUGAUUAUGAGUGAUUACAUAUGAGUCAACCAAACUGUUCUCAUCUUAAAUUGUAUUUCUUAUUUCAGUUUUUGUACAAAGAUGCUUCUUUCCCAUUAUAUUUUGCCUAUCUAAUUUUAUACUGAGUAAAUGUGAGUACGAUCUG